AUGACCACCGACGACUACGACAAGAUUUUGGUUACGUUUCGUAUCCUAAUUGCUGAUUUGGUGCAACAGUACAAUGGAGGACAUCCUGGUGGAGCCAUGGGAAUGGCUGCAAUUGGUGUAGCUUUAUGGAAGCAUGUUCUACGGAUAUCUCCUAGUAAUCCCAAUUUCUUCAAUAGGGAUAGGUUUGUGCUUUCCAAUGGUCACACAUGCUUGUUCCAGUAUGCUUUUCAUCAUCUUGUUGGCUACAAGCAUAUGACAUUGGACCAAUUAAAGUCGUAUCAUUCUGCUGAAUUGGAUUCUUAUUGCCCUGGACAUCCAGAAAAUGAACAUCCAGGUAUUGAGGUGACCACUGGUGCUUUGGGCCAAGGAGUAGCAAACUCGGUGGGGUUAGCAAUUGCUGCGAAAAAUUUACAAGCGACAUACAAUCGUCCUGAAUAUCCAAUUGUUUCCAACCACACGUUUUGUAUUGUUGGCGAUGCUUGUUUGCAAGAGGGUAUUUCCUUAGAAGCUAUCUCGUUGGCAGGUCAUCUUUGUCUCGACAAUUUGACGAUAAUUUAUGACAAUAAUCAGAUUACCUGCGAUGGUUCUGUUGAUCUCACCAACACCGAAAAUAUCAAUGAAAAGUUUCGGGCUUGCAAUUGGAACGUGAUUGAGAUCAUGGAUGGAUCUGAAGACGUUUCAGCAAUUGUAACAGCUCUUGAAGCUUCCAGAAAGUCUGAUAAACCCACUCUUGUCAAUGUCCAAACCAAGAUUGGAUAUGGGUCAAAUAUAGAAGGUACGGCUGCUGCUCAUGGUGCUGCAUUUGGUCAGGAUGAAGUUGACAGACUCCACUCUGUUAAUGGGUUCCCAGUCGAUAAAAAAAUCGUGGUUCCGCAAUACAUGUAUGAUUUUUUCAAGAAGGAAGAAAAUGAAGAGAAGCAAUGGAAUGAACUUUUGACUAAGUAUCAAGCGGCACAUCCCGAAUUGGCCAAAGAAUUCUUGAACAGAGUAAAUGGAAAGCUACCAAGCAAUUGGGAAUCUUUGGUUCCAACUCAAUUCCCUUCAACUCCUACUGCUUCACGUAAAUCUAGUGGUUUGUGCGUUCAAAAUCUCGCCGAGAACAUCAAGAGUCUUUUUUUUGGUACAGCGGAUCUUUCUCCCUCGGUCAACUUAUCGUGGAAAUCGAAGGUUGACUUUCAAAAUCCUGCCAUUGACACAGCUUGUGGUACUAAUGGGGAUUACCUGGGAAGAUACUUACACUAUGGUAUCAGAGAACACUCAAUGGCAGGUAUAGCCAAUGGGAUAGCCGCCUACAACCCAGGAACUUUUAUUCCCGUUACUUCGUCGUUUUUCAUGUUCUAUCUCUAUGCUGCCCCCGCAGUCAGAUAUGGAGCCUUGUCCAAGCUAAAAGUUAUUCAUGUUGCAACUCAUGAUUCAGUAGGACUCGGAGAAGAUGGACCUACGCACCAGCCAAUUGCGUUGGCUACUUUCUACAGAGCCUUACCACAAAUCAACUAUAUUCGGCCAGCCGACUCUGAGGAGACUGCUGGUGCUUGGAUAGCGGCUUUGAAGGCUGAUACUCCCACAAUCAUCUCAUUGUCUAGACACAACCUUGAACAGCAAAUUACCACCAAUCGACAAAUGGUUGCAAAAGGUGCCUAUCUUUUACAAGAAGAUGAAGAUGCACAGAUCACAAUUAUUGGUGUGGGAGCAGAACUCACGUUUGCAGUUGGAGCUUCAAAGGUUUUGCGUGACAAAGGUAUCAAGUCGAGAGUAGUUUCGUUUCCUUCUCAAAGGUUAUUUGAACAGCAGUCGUUGAACUACAAACGUUCGGUAUUGAAAAGAGGUAAAGUUCCUUGUGUUGUAAUCGAAGCCUAUGCCCCAAACGGAUGGGAGCGCUAUGCUACAGCCGGUUUCAACAUGACUACUUUUGGAAAGUCGUUACCUGGUUCUAUAGUCUACGAUUACUUUGGGUUCAACAGCGCAAAAAUUGCCGACAGAAUUGAGCGCUACAUCAAGGAGUACGAAGACCCAGACAUCAAAUUCGAGUUUCAGGACUUGCUAGCUGUUUAG
Molecule: messenger RNA, 2052 nt
Organism: Meyerozyma guilliermondii ATCC 6260
Lineage: Eukaryota; Fungi; Ascomycota; Pichiomycetes; Serinales; Debaryomycetaceae
Product: transketolase family protein
Exons: 1
Coding region: 1-2052 (683 amino acids)
Biological process (GO): pentose-phosphate shunt
Cellular component (GO): cytosol
Molecular function (GO): transketolase activity
Source: RefSeq, a predicted model, not a curated record